UAUGAACAAGCGUCCAAAUUCUCGAAAAUGUUUGAACGAUUGGAAAAUGAACUGGAACAAUUAAAAAUUCAGCAUUUCGGCGUUUCGUCAACUGAAUUGGAAGAAGUGUUUCUCAAAGUUGGAAGCGAUCACAAAAGUUCGAAUAAAGAAUUAACUCAAAAUGGAAAGACAAAAGAUAUCGAGGCUUCGGAGACAGAGUUGCUUAGUGGCUUCAGAUUGCAUAUGAAUCAUUGGUAUGCCAUGCUCAAAAAGAGAUAUUACUGCUGGAAGAACAGCUGGAUUCUAUUUUUGGUGCAAAUCAUCGUUUUGAUCUUCUUUACUGCAAUCAGUGUGACUUUUGCUCGGGAAAGUUCUCACAACUCCAAUACUCUUCAAGAGCGUAAACUAUCAUUAAGUACUUAUAAGAAAGGAACAGUGACAAUAUGUCCGCAAUAUACCAAAAAUGCUACAAUUAACAGAAUUAUUGAUCAAUAUCACAAUGAAAUAUCAAUGAGUUCUACUGAAGAUUCCAAACAUAAUUGGACGGAGUUUGGAGAAGAGGGCAUUCAAGAGAAAUUUUUACAUUUUGGUGAUUCAAUCAAAAUUCGAACAAAUGCGCGAUAUUUGGCUGGUUUAUCUUUUGAUUCAAAUUCAAUUGUUAAUGAUAGUAUAUUUAUUGCCUGGUUCAACGGUCAACUUUUUCAUUCGGCCCCGCUUUCACUGAAUUUAGUGCACAAUGCUAUCUUAAAAUAUAAAUUCGGCCAAAAUUACAGUAUCCAAGUGACCAAUUGGCCAAUACCAUUCCGGCCUGAAUCAAAAGUAAUGCUCACAAUGAAUGGAAACGACUUGGGCAGUCAAUUGGCCAUGUAUAUUUCAUUUGCAAUGGCAUUCAUAAUUGCAUUGUACAUCAUGUUCCACAUUCGUGAACGAUCUUCAAAGGCAAAACUACUUCAAUUUAUAAGUGGCGUGGAUGCAUCCACCUUUUGGGUGACAUCAUUUCUCUUCGACUUCGUAGUGUACGGCCUAGUUUCGAUGGUAUUUUAUUUCACGAUUUUUGCAAUGCGACAAAAGUAUUGGUCAACAGAAGAAGAAUUGAGGCCUUUGUUUCCGAUUUUCGGUCUUUUCGGCCUAUCAUCAUUAGCCAUCACCUAUGUGGUAUCCGUUUUAUUUUCAAAUGCAUCAUACGGUUUUGUUAGUUUGGCCAGCAUAUUUGUGUUCACAGGUACCACGUUCUUCAAAUUGAUCACAAUUUUAUUGAGUCCAAUUUUGAACAAAUAUGAAAUCGCAAACCAGUUAAAACGAGUGUUCCUCAUGUUUCCGCAUUUUUCAUUGGGAGAUAGUUUAUAUAAUUUGAAUAAGUACAGGGUUUGUAAGGAAGUUUGUGAUAUAAAAACCCAAGAAAUGAAAAACUUUACGUCACCAGGUGCUUCAUAUAAUAUAGAGAUGAAGGUGAAUACAACUGAAAUGUCGAAAUAUAACACAACUUGUAAUACCGAUGCAUAUUGUACUGAUUGUGAUAUGGGUAUUUACGGUUGGAAAGAGCCGGGUAUUGGCCGAAAUUUAACAUAUAUGGCAAUAACAGCCAUCAUAUUUUUCAUCAUUCUUUGGAUCAUCGAAAAGAGAGUUAUUUCGAGAUUAAAUCAUUAUUUCCGUCGACAUGGUCCGCAACCACCAUCUGCAUUGAUAACCAAUGCAAUUGAUUGCGAUGUGAUAAAUGAGAAAAACAAAGUGAACACAAUGACACCAAACGAUUUACGAAAUCAUAAUUUGGUUCUUCAAAAUCUUACCAAGUCUUAUGGUGAUUUUUUGGCUGUGAAAGGAAUAAGCGUUGCGGUGAAAGUGGCUGAAUGCUUUGGUCUGCUUGGAGUGAAUGGUGCGGGCAAGACGACCACGUUCAAAAUGAUGACUGGCGACACAUCCAUUUCAAGCGGAGAUGUAUUUUUAUCAGGCUUGAGUCUGAAAACACAAUUGGCAGAAGUACAAAAAUUAAUCGGAUAUUGUCCACAAUUCGAUGCUUUGCUUGACAAUCUCACCGGAACACAAACAUUGGAAAUAUUUGGUUUGUUGCGUGGUUAUCGUAGGAAAGAUAUAUCCGCAAUGAGCGCUCGAUUGGCGGAGAGUUUAAAUUUCACCAAGCACAUCGAUAAGGAGAUCAAAAGCUACUCAGGCGGCAACAAAAGGAAAUUGAGCACGGCCAUUGCUUUGAUGGGAAAUCCGGCCGUUGCAUAUUUAGAUGAACCUAGUUCCGGCAUGGACAUUGGCGCAAAGAGAAAUUUAUGGGAUGUUGUGUCUCAGGUGCGUAAUUCAGGAACAUCAAUUGUACUGACAUCGCAUAGCAUGGAAGAGUGUGAGGCACUUUGUAACCGAAUUGCAAUUAUGGUGAACGGUGAAUUCAAGUGCCUGGGAUCGGCACAACAUUUGAAAAAUCAAUUUUCGAAAGGUUUUCUUCUGACAAUUAAACUACAAUCAAAUGGUACCAAUGCAAAAGUGACUAAAGCAGAUGCAAAAAUAGCCCAGAACCGUAUCAGUGAGGUAAUCAGAAGGAAUUAUCCAGGAGCUCAUUUAAAGGAACAAUAUCAAGGAUUAUUAACGUUUUAUGUACCACAAACCAAUGAACUUAAAUGGUCGUCGAUGUUCGAUCACAUGGAAUCAAUCAAAGGAAUACUGGGCAUCGAGGACUAUUCCAUAAGUCAAAGCUCACUCGAGCAAGUAUUCUUAUCAUUUACAAAGCCGUAUCAAGAUGACGAACAAAGCCCAAGUGAUUCUGAUUAAGAAAUGCACCUUUGCCAUUUAGAAUUCUAUUUUUUUUUUUAAAUAUUUAUUGUGAUCAAAAUGAUGUUAUAUAAGUCAAUGUGUAGAAAUGCCACACACAAUUCUGAAUGUGUGAUGUAUUUUUUGAAGGAAAUCAAUCAUAUCUCAUUUAUAUUCAAACAAUGUUUGUGUAUCUUGAAUAUACAACAAUAAUUGUGUCUACUUGGAUAAUCCCUAUUUUUAUACAAUAGAAAUCUGAAUUUUAUACACAAUAAACAACUUGCCUUCACUUGUGUGAAUAAAAUAA
Messenger RNA from Contarinia nasturtii (swede midge), 3037 nucleotides. RefSeq names its product ATP-binding cassette sub-family A member 3-like. Gene Ontology annotation, biological process: transmembrane transport; lipid transport. Gene Ontology annotation, molecular function: ABC-type transporter activity; lipid carrier activity; ATP binding. The record is from RefSeq and is a predicted model, not a curated record. NCBI's taxonomy places the organism in Eukaryota, Metazoa, Arthropoda, Insecta, Diptera, Cecidomyiidae. Gene Ontology annotation, cellular component: intracellular membrane-bounded organelle; membrane. Bases 28 to 2751 code for a protein of 907 amino acids. The transcript is spliced from 7 exons.